AUGGCAACGAGCAAGGGCGCUACUUCUGUUUUUCUUAUGCGAAUCUUGGUGAAGAAGUGGCAUAAAAUAUUCCUUUGGUUCUGGACAAUCAGCAUCUUGUUGCUCGGCGUCCUUGGGUGCAUUGCUGUGAUGGCACAAUGUACCCCCAUUGAAUCACUUUGGGAUUCCAAGGUACCACAAGAAAGUUGCUCUAUAGAUUUGGUGACUCUUUCAUACGCGAUAUGCAGUUGGUCCGCCGUCAUGGAUUUUGUUCUUGCCAUUUCCCCAUGGUUUGCCCUUUGGGGAUUGAACAUGAAGUUCAAAGAAAAAGUCAACAUCUGUCUAUCGCUGAGUCUGGGAAUUAUUGCCUGUAUUUGUGGAACAACGGGUCUUGAUGCUCAAGCUGUCUCAGACGACUAUCUUUAUGCCGUGACUGAAUCUUGUAUCUGGACCAACUCCGAAAUUACCCUCACGAUCAUCUGUGUCAGCAUACCUCCCCUACGCCCCUUAUACCGAUCCAUACGCGGCGACAAUUCCUCAAAUGACGCCUCGCAAUACAACCAUAUCAGCCCAUAUUCCGCUCAGAAACUCAGUGCAGAAAAGAGCCAGCGCCCUGACUAUGCGCUGGAGUCGUUGACGACCACCACUGUGCAUGGAAAGACGAAUGGCAACGACAGAUUCACAGGGCCAUCGUCAGGAAUUGAGGGCCUUGACACGCGUCAUAUCUUAAAAGAUCAGAUAUACGAAACAAAUGCCAUUCAUCAGACCACGGAGGUGGAUCUGUCUUAUGAAGAUAGAAAGGGAAACGACGUCGUGGCUGUACCUGUCAAAGCAAGACAGCAUAUUUGA
Messenger RNA from Penicillium cosmopolitanum, 828 nucleotides. RefSeq lists its product as uncharacterized. The transcript is spliced from 4 exons. NCBI's taxonomy places the organism in Eukaryota, Fungi, Ascomycota, Eurotiomycetes, Eurotiales, Aspergillaceae. Bases 1 to 828 code for a protein of 275 amino acids. The record is from RefSeq and is a predicted model, not a curated record.